Molecule: messenger RNA, 1923 nt
Organism: Debaryomyces tyrocola
Lineage: Eukaryota; Fungi; Ascomycota; Pichiomycetes; Serinales; Debaryomycetaceae
Source: the annotation of a GenBank genome assembly
AUGAGCAGCGAAACUAAUUCGUAUAGAGAAAAGGAUAGAAACAGAGAAGACUCACCUGGGUCGAAUUGUUCAGAAUUUUCUAAAGAGUUGAACAACGAGACUGUUCUGGAUGAUUCAAAAAAUAAAGCCGAUAGAGGUAACGAUCAAUGUAACGAAUCUAAUACUGAUGAAUGCCAGAAGAGAACUUUGCCUCAACUCUUUUCAUUAGAAAUUGAAAAGGGUACAGGAAAUAGUAAUUCACAUGUUGAUUUCUUGAGUUAUCAAGAUGCCCCUGGCAAGCUAUUGCAACAAACACCAAGUGGUUCUAAUGAUACUCUUAAUAAUGCAGUAUCUCAUGAAGAUAUAGGCGAACCAUUACAGAAAUUCAAAAUACCUGAAGGUGGUUCAUCAACAAAUAUUAGAGACCCUCAUGAUGAAUUAACUGAAUUAAAUCAAUACAUUGCAAAUUAUAAGAUUGAUGCUGUUUCACCUCUUUCAAACGAGACAACGACUUUGGCCAGUCCUCAAGAAUCACCUCCAAUUGCUCAGACUAUUCCCAAACGAAAUCCGCCUUUCAUCAAGUCAAAAAUAUUAGACCCUAUCGGACGAUACCCUGAUGGACGGUUUUUCAAUACCAUAUUUCAAAAUUCAGCUACAACUAAUAAUAACAGAGACAAAGUAGAGUCAAAUGUCAAAGGAGAAAGCAAUCGUCCUGUUAAUUCUUCCAGCUUGUUGAAUGAGAAAGAUCCGAAUUGGUUGCAAAAAAAUAAACAUCGUGUAACAUAUAGUUCACUAUUUCUACUCAUAUUAUUAUUGCUUAGUUGCUUUAUUCCAAUAGUUGUCACGUUGUACAAUGGUACUCAACAUACUGUGCAUAAUUACUUUAGAAUGCUGAACCAAGAUGAAAGGCUGAGAAUGUUCAAGUCUUUGGUUCAUGAUUACGGAAAUUUAGAUGGAAGUAAUAAGACAAGAAUAUCAAGAAGGGGAUCUAAAGGUGCUGAUUUAGCUGGGUAUAAUACCUUAAACGGUAUUAAUCCCAAAUACAAAAAUGAUCCGGAAGUAAUUUCAUUGAUGUCAGAUAAAGGAUUUUUCGGCACGAUAUUCUACGGCCUUGGUUAUGCUCCUAGGGAUGCAAUGGAACCACGCUGUGGUGUCAGUAAGCGGGAAAUUCUAUUAGAUUUAUCACUAAUCUCUAAAGUUACAACUAGAGUUAGAAAUUAUGGUAUGCAAUGUAAUCAAUCAAAUUUCAUACUAGAUUCAAUUCAAGAUUUGCAACUUAACAUGACCUUGGCCAUGGGAGUUUGGAUUGGGUCUAAUGAAACAACCAACACCCAACAAAUAACUUGGAUGAAGGAAACUUUGAAUAAAUAUCCUAGAGACUUAUUCGAAUGUAUUUUCAUUGGAAAUGAAGUACUAUUUAGAGAGGAACAAAGUAGCAAAAGUUUAAGCAAGUAUAUUGAAGAAGCAAGAUCAUUUGCACAAGAAAUUGGCUACAAUGAUUUACCAAUCGGAACAUCAGAAAUUGGAUCAUUGAUUGAUAAAACCUUAUUAAAGAGCUGUGAUAUAAUUGGUGCUAAUGUUCAUCCUUUCUUUUCCGGAGGCGAGGUUGAGACAGCUAGUCAAUGGGCAUUUGACUUUGUUAAAUACCAGAUUGAACCAUUAAAUGAAGGUUAUGAUACUGAAAUCAUUAUAACUGAAGUAGGAUGGCCCUAUAAAGGUGGAGAAUACGAAGCAGCAGUUGCUGACCCUAAAUCUUUCCAAAUUUUUCUUAAUGAUUGGGUGUGUGAUGCUUAUGAAAAUGACUAUGGCUGGUAUUAUUUCGAGGCGUUUGAUGAACCAUGGAAGAAAAUAUUCUACGAAGACGGAAAUAAAUGGGAAACCGAGUGGGGAGUGUUCACAAAAGAUAGGAAUCGUAAACGAAAUAUUUUAUUGCCAAAUUGCUAA